Drosophila mojavensis is the source of this 1940-nucleotide messenger RNA. It is a transcript of the gene Mlf, whose product is annotated as myeloid leukemia factor. Gene Ontology annotation, cellular component: cytoplasm; nucleus. Gene Ontology annotation, biological process: regulation of DNA-templated transcription. The record is from RefSeq and is a predicted model, not a curated record. NCBI's taxonomy places the organism in Eukaryota, Metazoa, Arthropoda, Insecta, Diptera, Drosophilidae. The transcript is spliced from 5 exons. Bases 124 to 1356 code for a protein of 410 amino acids.
GACUACUGCCACGCGGUCACAUUGUAUUCGAGAAAACUCGUGAAGUUAUAACAAGUUUGAAAAGGUGACAAAAUUUGUGAUUUAAUUAGUGUUGGACUGUAAACAAGAAUUAAAACAUAAAAUAUGUCGCUAUUUAGUGCAUUAAUGGGUGAUUUCGAUGAUGAUCUCGGAUUCAUGAACAAUCACAUGAACCACCACAUGAACGCUAUGAACAUGCAGAUGCGCUCGAUGAAUCGUUUGAUGAACUCCUUUAUGCCGGAUCCUUUCAAUAUGCUGGGUCCCUCACCAUUCGAUGCGGGAUUCCAACAGGGCUCCCUGAUGGAGCGCAAUCAAAAUGCAAUGGCGCCAAUGGGCGGCGGUUUAUUUGGCUUCCCAGCCAUGCCCAAUUUCAACCGUUUGCUAAAUGCCGACAUUGGCGGCAAUAGCGGCUCUUCGUUUUGCCAAAGCACAGUGAUGACCAUGUCCUCGGGUCCAGAUGGACGUCCACAGAUCUAUCAGGCUAGCACCAGCACCAAAACUGGACCUGGUGGCGUGCGCGAAACACGCAAGACCGUUCAAGACUCACGUUCUGGCUUGAAAAAGAUGGCCAUUGGUCAUCACAUUGGCGAUCGCGCUCACAUCAUCGAAAAGGAGCAGGAUCUGCGCUCUGGCCAGCUAGAAGAGCGCCAGGAGUUCAUCAAUUUGGACGAAGAGGAGGCCGAACAGUUCGACCGCGAGUUCACACAACGCGCAACACGCGGCAUUUUGCCUCAUGGAAGUGAUCACAGCGGCCUGCACGCCAUACGCGGCGCUCGCCCAGCUGCUGGAGGCUCAACAGUUACCAUUGAGCCGCUGGACGACGACGAUGAUGAUGAUUGUGUGAUCCAGGAGCCGACACGCACCGGCCGUCAAUUGCCAGCUCUGCCCGCACCCCCAACGGCCCCGCACAGCAGCGCCGAAACAGCAGCAACAACUUCGCCACGUCGCGACGCUCCAUCAGCAACAACCACAGCAGCAGCUGCAGCAACAACAACUUCAGCUUCUUUGCCCCAAACUUAUGAUGCAACUAACAACAAUUAUUUGGGCGUCGGAAAUACGUCAGCAUCUCGUCGCGCCUAUAUGCGCAACGGUCAGCACUUGGCCACGCCCCGUCGACCUCUACGUACGCCUUCGUCGUCGCCGCUGGCCACCGUAUCGAGCGCUAGUCACAGCAUUGCCGGCACGCCAAGCAUACAUCCACAUCCCUAUGCUGCGAAUCCGGCAGCCGCCCGUCGCCAGCAGCGUCUGAAGCAUCAUCAACAGUCAAGCGCCUCGCGUGGAUUGGAGGAUAAAGCCGAGCCGCGCGUCAAAUCGGCAAAGCGGAACAAACCUCAAUAAUAGAAUUAGGGGCAAAACCAUUUACACACACACACACACACACAAACACAAACACAUUUACCUACACAGUUAUAGCACACAUACACAUAAAAACAUUAUUACAAAACCAAAUUUAAACUCCAAUUGCAAAGCGCCAACCCAUAGUACAUGUUAUCGAUCAACAAUAAUCUAGGCACACGAACACAUACGCCUUCCCCCUCACACAUACAACUUUAAUAUAUAUAUAUAUAAUAUUUAAAUGUAUAUCCAUACAUAAAAUAUAUAUAUAUAUAUAUAUAUAUAUAUAUAUAUAUAUAUGUAACAGCAGAUUCGCGUCUCUUUCGGACGCUAUUUUUAUUUUUGUAGACAGGAUUCUUGGCUUGGUCGGCCCUACAUAUAUCCAAUAACACUUUUCGAAAGCUUUGUAGCGACAGAGAAGCUGCGCGAAUCUGCGAUAACUAUUUGAUAUCGAUAGCGAGCUCGUGCAUACCGCAGGGCAACUGUUCACACCCCCACACUUACAAACAUACACACAGAUACACAUGCACACGUAUCCACCAAUGCACACUUAUAAUGUUAAUAAAAUUUUUAGUUUAAAUGGUAAA